UCAUACUCUGUAUUCCGUGUAUGGCUAUAUUUCUGGAUUUAACUCAUUGAAGCACAAUUUUAAAUCUUUCUACAAUUAUUACUUCUCUCUAGUCUCUAUACACCUAGACUAGAAACAUGCCCUGAAUUAUUCACAGAAGCUUCCCUUUUCCUUGCUCCAAUUCGACUAUUCACCCUUCUUCCAUACACAUUCACCCAGUCUGCUUUACUGCAGAUGUUUAUGAGUUCUGUGAUUGUACAAUAUGUUUGACUGUGGUUCUAAGUCUCAGUACUUGGGUGGAGAGCGAGAGAAGUUUGUAAGGCUGGAUGACUUGGAUUCCAGGCUUUCGUCACCAGCAUCAUCAGUAGCAGCAAACAAAUGCAGUUUCGGCAUUGAGGGUUUGAGACGUGUGGGCCCCACAACUAGAGGCACAUCAAGUUCUUUCAAAAAAGGAAUGAGAAAAAGUUCUGAAGGACUUAAGUCAAUAGGCCGGUCUCUGGGAUUCGGUGUAUCCCGAGCUGUUUUUCCGGAAGAUCUUAAGUCCUAUGAGAAGAAGAUAUUUGAUCCUCAAGACAAAUUGCUCCUUCUAUGGAAUAGGCUAUUUGUCGUAUCAUGUAUCCUUGGCAUCUCGGUGGAUCCUCUGUUCUUCUACCUUCCAGUUUUUGAUAAAAAUUCACAUUGUCUGGGGAUAGACAGAAAGUUGGCUAUAAUAGCCACAACGUUGAGAACAGCUAUUGAUGCCUUUUAUCUUUUACAUAUGGUGGUUCAAUUUCGCACUGCUUAUAUUGCCCCUUCAUCUCGGGUUUUUGGCCGGGGUGAGCUUGUGAUUGAUUCUGGACAAAUUGCUAAACGCUACUUGCGCUUCUAUUUUAUAGUUGAUUUUCUUGCGGUUCUCCCUUUGCCUCAGAUGGUAGUCUGGAGAUUUCUGCAGAGAUCUAAAGGGUCAGAUGUUCUAGCCACAAAACAAGCUUUGCUUUAUAUAAUAUUGUCCCAGUAUGUGCCCAGAUGUGUUAGGGUCAUACCCUUAACUUCAGAACUGAAAAGAACAGCUGGUGUCUUUGCUGAAACUGCAUGGGCUGGUGCUGUCAGCUACUUGAUACUGUACAUGCUCGCGAGUCAUGUAGUUGGGGCGUUAUGGUACUUGUUAUCAGUGGAGCGCUAUGACACAUGCUGGCAAAGAGCUUGUCAUGAUAACAAAACGUGCAACACUAAUUUCUUGUAUUGUGGCAACCAAUUCAUGAAUGGAUUUGCUGCUUGGAACAAAACCAGUGGUCAGGUACUAAAUGCAUCAUGCACUUUAGAUGGCAAAGAUUCGCCGUUUGAUUUUGGAAUUUUUGAGAGUGCCUUGUCAUCUGGCAUAGUGUUCUCUAUGAAGUUCUUGUCGAAAUAUUGUUACUGCUUGUGGUGGGGACUCCAGAAUUUGAGCACACUGGGUCAGGGCCUCGAAACAAGCACAUAUCCCGGAGAGUCAUUAUUCUCAAUUGCACUUGCCAUAUUUGGUCUGGUUCUCUUUGCAUUACUUAUUGGUAACAUGCAGACAUAUCUCCAAUCCCUAACCAUUCGACUGGAAGAGAUGAGAGUUAAAAGGCGGGACUCGGAGCAAUGGAUGCAUCAUCGCUUACUUCCCCAAGACCUGAGGCAGCGAGUUAGGCGCUAUGAUCAAUACAAAUGGCUAGAAACUCGUGGAGUGGAUGAAGAGGCUAUUGUUCAAAGUUUACCAAAGGAUCUCAGAAGGGAAAUCAAACGCCAUCUCUGUUUGGCUUUGGUGAAGAGGGUCCCUCUUUUUGAGAACAUGGAAGAGAGAUUGCUGGAUGCCAUAUGUGAGCGUCUCAAACCAUCACUCUACAUCGAGAAAACAUAUAUUGUGAGAGAAGGGGACCCAGUUGACGAGAUGCUCUUCAUCAUACGUGGCCAUCUCGAGAGUGCGACGACCGACGGCGGGAGGAGCGGUUUCUUUAACCUCAGUAAGUUAAAGGAGGGAGACUUUUGCGGGGAAGAGCUCCUCACAUGGGCUCUUGACCCCAAAUCUGGCGCCAAUCUUCCUUCGUCGACCCGGACGGUGAGGGCCUUGACAGAGGUGGAGGCUUUUGCACUGGCAGCAGAUGAGUUGAAAUUUGUAGCCGGCCAAUUCCGGCGGCUCCACAGCCGGCAGGUCCAGCACACUUUCCGAUUUUACUCUCAGCAGUGGAAGACAUGGGCAGCUUGCUUCAUACAGGCAGCGUGGAGGCGGUACGUGAAGCGGAAAGAAGCUAUGGAGAUGCAGAGGAAGGAGGAAGAAGAAGAAUUGGCGGCUGCAGCGGCCAGAGCGAGUACCCAUGGGACUUAUAGCAUUGGGGCGGCCUUUUUGGCUUCUAAGUUUGCUGCUAAUGCUCUUCGGGGCGUUCAUAGAAACCGGAAUCUUAAGGGUGGCGCUGCCAGGGAGUUGGUUAAGCUGCAGAAACCGCCAGAACCUGAUUUUAGUGCUGACGAUGCUAAUUAGUUUGUGUUUGUUUGUAGAUAUGUAUACAUAUUUUGCUUUUGUUUUUUAUAUUUAUCUGCUGAUAUUGUUGUUUGCAAAAGGCAAAUUUACCCUUAAAUUUAAGUGUCUGUAAUCUGUAGUAUAUUUAUGUAUGUAUCUACUUGCCUUUGUGUGCUUAAUGGAGAUUUGAGACUUUCAAGUUUCAAGUUAGGUUUCAGCUUUUGCUGCACACAGUACUUGCACAGAGUUGCACACAUAUUUGAUGAGUAUCGGGUCAAAUAGACUUUUAUGCAUGUCUAAAUCGUUCAAUUUAG
This is a messenger RNA of Cuscuta europaea, 2751 nucleotides long. Lineage: Eukaryota; Viridiplantae; Streptophyta; Magnoliopsida; Solanales; Convolvulaceae. The record is from the annotation of a GenBank genome assembly.